Messenger RNA from Vanessa tameamea, 2597 nucleotides. It is a transcript of the gene Grina, whose product is annotated as protein lifeguard 1-like. The transcript has 8 exons. NCBI's taxonomy places the organism in Eukaryota, Metazoa, Arthropoda, Insecta, Lepidoptera, Nymphalidae. Bases 202 to 1167 code for a protein of 321 amino acids. The record is from RefSeq and is a predicted model, not a curated record.
CACCAUUAUUAUUUGUUGUCAUUUUUGUGUGAAAAACGGGGUGAUAUCAUACGCGUAGUCGUUUUCCAAAAUUUAUAUACUAUUUAUAUUUUUGGAAGUGAUUGUUUGUAAUUCACACUGCUUAUACCUCUCCGGAUUUUGAGACGAGUAAAAAAGUUUAUCAAUAUCUAAGAGCGUAAGUGCUGCGAAGUUUUAUUAAAAAUGGCUUCCGAAAAGAUAAAUACAUCUGAUCAUCUAAAUUACAACACUGUGUAUCAGUCACAAGGCGGGUACCCCCAGGGUGGUUACCCACAAGGCGCUUAUCCUCAGGCAGGCUAUCCGCAAGGUGGUUAUCCACAAGGCGGCUACCCGCAAGCUGGUUACCCUUCGGGCGGCUAUCCUCCACCUCCCCAACCAGGAUUCCAGCCAGCCGGAUAUGGGGCUCAAGGCUAUGGUGAUCCGGCCGGUUACGCGGGCCAAGGCAGCAACUUCGGCGAGGAUGCCGACGUCAAAGGCUUUGACUUCAAUGAACAGAGCAUCCGCAAAUCUUUCAUUCGAAAGGUUUACGGGAUCUUGAUGUGUCAGCUGCUCGUGACGUUGUCCUUUAUAACGCUCUUCCUGUACCACACGCCGACUAAGCUAUGGGUGCAGAGGAAUACGUUCAUGUUCUGGAUCGCGUUCGCGGUGGUGCUGGUGACGCUGAUCGCGAUGGCGUGCUGCCACAGCGUGCGGCGCACGGCGCCCAUGAACUUCAUCUUCCUCGGGAUCUUCACGGUGGCCGAGAGCUUCCUGCUCGGCGUCACCAGCAGCAUGUACGCCAGCGACGCGGUGAUGAUAGCGGUGGGGCUGACGGCGGCGGUGUGCCUGGCGCUCACGCUGUUCGCCUUCCAGACCAAGUGGGACUUCACCGUCAUGGGCGGGGCUCUGCUCUGCGCUACCGUCGUGUUGCUGAUCUUUGGUAUCGUCGCCAUAUUCGUCCCCGGCAAGACGAUGACUCUGAUAUACGCUUCGCUCGGCGCACUGAUCUUCUCCCUCUACCUCAUCUACGACACUCAGCUGAUGAUGGGGGGCAAACACAAGUUCACCAUCUCCCCGGAGGAGUAUGUCUUCGCUGCUUUGAACCUUUACUUAGACAUCAUAAAUAUCUUCAUUUACAUUUUGACGAUCAUUGGCGCCGUAAGAGAUUAGAGCACUUAGACAAUUUUGCUUUCUUUGUAAAGUUAAGCGUCUGCCAGACUUGACGUGAUGUUGUAACAUUUAACAGAUCCAAGCUUAUAUAAUAUCAUAUUGUUAUAUAUGGUAGGUAAUACGUUUGACAUUGUGUGAUUAUGUGAUAUUAAAAAAUGCGUCCACAUCUCAUAUUUCUUAUCAUUUCUUAUUUAUUUUUAAUUUAUAAGAAAUUUCUUCGGUCGUAGAUAAUGUAUUUUAAAAUAUCAAUUAAAAUAUAAUUCUUAAAUUCACAGUAUUAAUAUUGAAAACUUUUGAAAAAUGGGAGGAACUAUUUUAAAAAAAAAGUCACAUUCCGUUUUAUAGUAAAAAUUAUAAUUAAAUAGUAAUAUGAUAAAAUUAAUUGCACACGUCGAGUGUGGUCGUCGCUUGACACCACAGACAAUAAAGUCAUUUAAUUUAACAGUUUCCAAUCUAUUGAUAUUUAAUAUUUUAAAAAAUAACUCUUAAUGUUUAUAGCCUAUUUACAUUAUUCCGACAUCAAUUGCAGCUUUGCUUUAAAAUUAAUGAUUAAAAGGCCGGAACGCUAUAAACGGAUAGGAUGUCAAAAAAUUAUGAAUCUAAUAUAUUAUACUCUAUAUGAAACUAUUCGAAUAUUUGAAACGUAAGCGCUUUGAAUAAACUUUAAGUAACCGAAGAAUUAUAAUUAUAUUUAUAAUGACUAAAUGGUUAGACAGAAGUUGGCCCGUAUACUGUGUCUACUUAAGUUGGUCAUAUUAGUCAUCUUUUUAUAAACAAAUGCCGUUAUGUCUAUCCCUCUCUCUUGUAGAGCAUUGUCCCUUUCAAACCAAUAUUUAAUUGUGUGUAAUAUAAAAUGUGAUGUUAAAGUCAUUCAUUACUUUAUUUCGUAGGUGUUAGAGUUGCAUUUAUGUGCAGUUUGGUGUUUAAUAAUAUAUUCCAAUUAAAGUAUAUCAGCACUAUUAAAUGUAUUGCUAUCGAUUAUAAUCUGUUCCACUUUUUGCCGCUAGAUGGAGCUCUAAAAUAUAAAAUUAUAAGAUAUUUUGUGACCAAAACUUCAGCGGACACUCACAAAAUAAAUGUUUAUGUAUAUUAUAUUUUUUAAUUGUAAUCUCAAUAAUGGUCUUUUUUUAUAAAGAUAUUAAGUUCAAAUUUGUUUAAAGUAUCCCAUAUCUGUAAAUACAUGCAUAUUUUUACUGAUAACUUUCAGACUGUUGUUCGAUUCUUUUGUGUCGGAAACAAUUAUUUUAAAGAUCUUUGCAAAUUGACAUAAACAUUACCAAAUUAGAUUACAACUUAAAAUACACUAUAACAAGUUUUGAAAGUUAACAGUAUUUGUGUGUCUCUAUAUGAUUCUUAGGUAUUAUUUAAUAUUGUGUUAAUAUUUGUUACGUUGAAAUUGUAAUUUUUAAUAAAAUUAUCGUAACAUUAAA